Pieris napi is the source of this 1663-nucleotide messenger RNA. RefSeq names its product phospholipase A1-like. The record is from RefSeq and is a predicted model, not a curated record. Gene Ontology annotation, molecular function: lipase activity. NCBI's taxonomy places the organism in Eukaryota, Metazoa, Arthropoda, Insecta, Lepidoptera, Pieridae. The transcript is spliced from 8 exons. Bases 575 to 1609 code for a protein of 344 amino acids.
CAUAAUUAGGCGCAAUUCACUAUUACAUAAUACACUUGUCAUCUAAUUUCUUUGUCUCUGUGUUAAUCUUACAAAAUAAAACAAGCAUAUUAGAUUUUAUAAGCAGAACCAAUAAUCAUACAACUAUGAAAAUAGAAAACCUUUUUUCAAUUUUUGUAACCGCAUACUAAAAUUCUUUUGCAAAUAUAUUUUUUAUACUGGAGCUGACGAUGUAAGUAACUCUAGGAGCCAUAAAGGAGCAUGGGAAAGCCACGAUUGGUCAUUCAUGAAUGAUUUUCUUAAUAGGCGAUCAGAUUGCAUUACUCAAGGAAAACAAUUAUUGUAUCGACGGGAUUCAAACGUAUCUCUGAGCUAAGCCUUGAUGUGUCGUUUUAGGUAAAAAAUGAUAAAACCGACAAAUUUCCGCCUUAUUCAAAUAAAAUGGAAGACUGAAGGAUUCUCGUCCAAAAGGCUGCUGCAAUUAAAAUACGUAUCACGUCUCGUGGUUUAAAAACUUUGCAUUCAGCACCACUCGAUAUAGGCCGAGUUUAUUACCAUUCAGUACGUCUGGCUUGACACGCGUGUUUAGUGAAGAAUGUGGAACGAAAUAUGGACACUCGUAUUGGUUACUGGUUUCAUACCGUUAAGUGAAAUGGCAAUGCUACGGUGUUAUCAAGGGUCUAUGGAUAAUUACACAACAUUCUCACUGGAUGACCCAACGUCUGUACUAAAAUCCUCAUGUUUCGAUACAUCUCUGCCUACCAUUGUGUAUACAUUUGGAUACAGAGGGAAAUGCACAGGUCCGGCCACCUCAGCUAUGCUAAACGGUUACAUUGACACAAAGAAACGAAACGUCAUCCUUCUAGACUGGGAAGAGGAAGCUAAAAGUAGAAUUCUCGGCAUAUCUUUGGGUUACGCCGUGUUUGCAUUGCCCAAUAGUAAACGGGUAGGUCAAGAGCUAGGCGCGGCAAUAUUAAAACUUUAUAAAGAUGGGCUUGCAAUGGACACCCUACACCUCAUUGGCCAUUCACUUGGAGCUCACCUCAUGGGCUACACUGGAAGAUGGAUUCGCGAACAAGGAAUGGUCAUACCAAGAAUAACAGGCUUGGACCCAGCGAGAGCUUUAUUCGAAGGGAUUUUUGCUACUCAAACCGGAUUAGAUCGAACCUGUGCAAAAUUCGUGGACAUUGUUCAUACGAAUCCUGGGAAUUAUGGUACCACCAAGUCUGUGGGUACAGUAGACAUCUGGCCAAACUACUCAUCAGAUGGUAUGCAACCUGGAUGCCCCAGAGGAUCAUAUCCUAUGUUCAGUUGGGAUGACCUCUGCAGUCACAAUAGAGCCGUUGAAUAUUUCGCGGAAUCGUUGAAGAAUGGAACUGAUUUUCCUGCAGCUUCAGCUUCAUCAUAUGACAGCUGGGUUAUCUCUGACGAACCUUCGAACGACACCAUUUAUUUAGGCGAACUAGUCAACAUUCGCUCCCGGGGGAAUUACUACUUAUCAACAAAUGGUCAGUCUCCAUACCAUAAAGGUCUAGAUGGAAUUAUCCCCCACGAACAGGAGAGAAAACGAAGACAUGUGUCAGAAAUGUAUAGUUUAAUGGGAGUUCUGGAAGCAUUGAUGGGCUUUUGAUAAGCGAAUUGCCCUAAUGCAGAACAAUGUCAAUUCGGAAUAUUGAUAUAGGUA